Molecule: messenger RNA, 1695 nt
Organism: Daphnia pulex (common water flea)
Lineage: Eukaryota; Metazoa; Arthropoda; Branchiopoda; Diplostraca; Daphniidae
Product: A-agglutinin anchorage subunit-like
Exons: 5
Coding region: 1-1695 (564 amino acids)
Source: RefSeq, a predicted model, not a curated record
AUGCUCCCUGCGUCUACACUUGACGAGGAAAAUAAAAGUUCGCCCAGUAGAGCUACUACGGGAGAAUCGUCAGAGUUCAAUCCCGUCGAUGAGAGACAGGAUGCUUGCAUGGGACACGUUGAAAACAAGUCUGAGAACACUUCCAAUGUAAGAGAGGCCAUCGUUUCAUUUUUUCAUGGUACCCAGGACACGUCUGUUUUGCCUCAGCCUAACUUGACCAAUUUUGCCCAACCCAUUACUUCAGUUUUGCCUCAGCCCAACUCAACCAAUUUUGCCCAACCCAAUACUUCUGUGUUGCCUCAGCCUAGCUCAACCAAUUUUGCUCAACCCAAUGUUGCUCAACCCAAUGUUUCUCAACCCGCCGUCAUUCAGUUGCUCCAGAUGCUUGCAAAUUCGAGUCUUCAACAAACCAUUUCUAAUAAUGCUUUUGGAACAUUUCCUGUCAUUACUCAAGCCCAGCAAAAUUUGCUUACCCAGUCAAACACGAGCUCCAGCACCAGCUCCAGUGCCACUUCAGCACCAGUGUCCCAACUUUUGGUUAACCAGUCAACCACCAGCUCUGGUGCCAUUUCAGCACCAGUGUCCCAACCUUCGGUUAACCAGUCAACCACAAGCUUUGGUUUCAGUACCAGUUUUACACCAAGCAGUGGAGUGUCUUUGCUACAGAUGAUGCAAAAUGACUCAAUCGACGAAAACGCUGAAGAUGAAAAUGGAGAUGCCGACGAAGAGUACGAGGGGGCCGACGAGGAAAAUGGAGAAGAGGAAGAACCUCUAGACAACGCACCAGUUCGAAGAUCUCGACGGAAAGACCUCAACCUCUAUUCUUCGAACCAGUGGGACCCAUUGAAAAACUCAGCUCAUUCAGAGUUCCAACGAAGAUUCAAACUAUUUGCCAGUGCCGUCGACGACUCAACGCCGACGGCGUUCUUGAAAAGCAAAAUUCCCACUCUCUUUACGAAUGUCUUGUACAAGCCAAAUGCCACGACGCAAUCUUUCCCCACCAGACGCAAGCGCUUGCAGCUUUUACUGACACCUCCGGCGACAGGUGACCAACCCGAGCCGGCGCCCCCGACUAGAGUUGCCAUCAAACUCGAAACCAAACAGGUACUGAGAAACCGCGCAAACUAUGGUAAGCCCGCUCCAAUGUCUGUCCCUCCGCCUCCUAUUCCUGCUAUUUCCAAGCAGGAUAAAGUCGCCGCAAUGACUCAACAGAGCACGUCAGACCUAACUGCGCUUGCUUCUUCAGAAACGUCAUCGGAUGAGCAAUUACUUGGCGAAUAUAAGAAGAAGGUUGAAGCUAUCCAGCGCCGCAUUGAGGAACGAAACAAGCCUAACUCAACUGGCGCCAUCGAGACACCGUCGACCAUCAGCAAAGCCAUAUUCGACAAUCACGAUACUGAUGACAAAGACCCCAAUUCCAACGCAAAAUCGAAGAACGCACUGGCAUCUCUUUCCGCUUCGGUCAUUCCUCCCCCGCAAACCAAGACACAAUCAACAAAGUCAAAAAUCACACCACUUCAAAGAGUAGCCAGUAUGAGCACAGGACUCGCACCUGAGAAUGUCUCGAAGAAGAACAUUCAAAAUGUCAAAGUUGUUACGGGCGGCAACUUUAAAGCUUUUAUGAGUUCCUCUGCUACAAGAGAACAGAUCCAAAAAGAGAACAAAACAAAGAAGAAGUCCAAGGCAGAAAAAUAA